Molecule: messenger RNA, 1263 nt
Organism: Colletotrichum lupini
Lineage: Eukaryota; Fungi; Ascomycota; Sordariomycetes; Glomerellales; Glomerellaceae
Exons: 5
Coding region: 1-1263 (420 amino acids)
Source: RefSeq, a predicted model, not a curated record
AUGAGCCAGCCUGCAUUUGCGAACCAGUCGCAGGCGGAAUUAUGUGUCGACCAAGGCUUCAACACCUUUGUCGGGGAUUGCGUGCAACAAGGAUGUAGCGUGGUCGAGUCCCUGACCUUUGUCAAUAUCACAAGAACUGCAUGUGGAUUCCCUCUAUCAGACUAUCGCCACGAGUCGAGAGCGACCAGUCUUGGCAUGUUCAUACUUGCGUCCGCCUUCUUCGCAUGCCGAAUUACAGUAAAAGUCAUGAGGUACUCUCCUUGGGGAGCUGACGAUACUUUGAUGGUAGUUGCAUUUGCCGCCUUGAUCCCGUUCAUAGUUUUGAUUCAGUACAUGAUACCACAAGGUCUAGGGCUUGAUAUCUGGGUUCUCCACGACUAUCAGAUUACUACCUUUCUCAGGGUGAGCACUAUCAAGAUCGACCGAGUCCACUACAGAGGGUUUCUUCAAACACGAGCUAACCAUUUGCAGUACCUCUUAAUGGUCCAAACACUCUACGUCUUCAUCCUCUCCAUCGUAAAGGCAUCUAUCCUCCUGUUCUUCCUCCGCAUUUUUCCGGACAAGAAAUUCAGGAUCGCAGUCUGGUGGACGCUAGCCUACGACCUCUUCGUCGGAUUCAUAUUCAUCGUAUUCAGCUUCGUCCAGAGACAGCCUACAUGGCUCAUCUGGGAGGGCUGGCGUGACAAGGAACCCCGUGGAGUCAUCCUAGACCUCAACAAAAUGGGCUUGUCACAUGGCGGCAUGAACAUCGCGCUCGAUGUCUGGAUGCUCAUUCUGCCGUUGACACAGCUCUAUAAGUUGAACCUCAAGAUGAAGAAGAAGCUUGGAAUCAUUGCCAUGUUCAGUGUUGGUAUCUUCCUCACGGUAGUUAGUGUUGUCCGCCUUCGCAGCCUGAUUUCAUUCGCGACAUCCGCAAAUGCGACAGCUGAUGCGCGUGGGACCACGAUCUGGUCUGCCAUUGAGAUCUGCACUGGCGUAGUGGUUGCCUGCAUGCCCAAUGCAAGACAGAUUGUGCGUGAGACUGGCCGGCAAAUCAAGGAUGCAUCGGCAAAUCUUACGAACAGGACGCAUGGAACGAAUUCGGGGUCGCAGCGAGUCUUCCAAGACCAUUCGCUCGAGAUGCGGGUGGCAGUGAACUCUUCGGGCGCCAAAUCAGCGCCAACAGAUAAGUGCAGUUACAGUUCUACCACUGCCAUCAAUUCCGGGAGGAGGAAUUCGAGUUUUACAAGCGAUGCGGAGACAGCAAGAAAAGACUUGAUGUAA